This is a messenger RNA of Acanthosepion pharaonis, 1239 nucleotides long. Lineage: Eukaryota; Metazoa; Mollusca; Cephalopoda; Sepiida; Sepiidae. The record is from the annotation of a GenBank genome assembly.
AUGUGGGUUAGGGGUAGGAUUUUUUCAGUACCUCCUCAUAUCUAUCCUCACUUCAUGUUUCUCUCGCCUCCAAUCUAUUUAUCUAUUUUAUUUUUUUUCUCUCUCUCCAUAUCUAUCUAUCUAUCUAUCUAUCUAUCUAUCUAUCUCCUUCUGUUCAUUAUCUAUCUAUCAGCUGUUCAGAUCUAUCUCAGUCUGUUCACAUCUAUCUAUCUAUCUAUCUAUCUAUCUAUCUAUCUAUCUCUUUCUUUUCAUUAUCUAUCAGAUGUUCAUAUCUAUCUCAGUCUGUGGAGAGCCAGCAAUUAUUCUUUCUUGUGGGGCCUUACUUUGUCUGAUGGCAUUAAAUAUAGACUGGGUACUUUCUACCCAGGCGAGAAGGUCUUCGGUAUGCAAUCACUUCAUCCACAAAAGGACGAAUCUCUUCCCGAAUAUUUUGAUGCAAGACAAAAAUGGCCUGGAAUGAUCACUGAAAUUCAAGAUCAAAGAGACUGUGGUUCAUCUUGGGCCUUCUCGACUAGUGCCGUUGCUUCCGACAGAUUGGCCAUCGGCUCUUCUGGUGACAUCAGAGUGAAAUUGUCACCACAGAAUUUGCUGUCUUGCGUCGGAAUUCAGAGUAAUAAUUGUACAGGAGGCAACAUUGACCAAGCUUGGUGGUACCUUCGUAGAUUUGGUGCUGUAACUGAAAGUUGUUAUCCUUACAAAGCUAGAGAAGAGGCCUGUCCAUUCCCCAGAUCCGGAACGCCAGAUACCUGUCCUAGUGGCAAGUAUUUCAAGGAACAUAUGACAUUCAAGAUGACUCCUCCGCAUCGAAUUCAAGCUCAUGAAACUGAAAUCAUGAAUCAGAUUUAUCAGAACGGACCCCUCCAAGCUAUCUUCACUGUAAAAGAGGAUUUCUAUGCCUACAAGUCGGGAAUCUAUCGACACACCGGUGCAAGUCAAAGUUUGCCUCAUAUUUAUCAACAAACAGGCUAUCACUCUGUCAGGAUCAUUGGAUGGGGCGUUGAUAUUCAGCCCAAUGGUGCAAGAACUAAAUACUGGCUUUGCGCUAACUCUUGGGGUACUCACUGGGGUGAGAACGGUUACUUCCGUAUCCUGAGGGGAGAAGACGAAUGUGGUAUCGAGUCCUUCGUCAUUAGCGCCUGGCCACGACUUCCAAGGAGAUAUCACGCGAACAGACGAGCCCGUAGACAUAUGGAUGAAAAACUUAUUUCUAAAUUACUAUUCGGAUCGAAAAAGCAUUAA